CUGCCGGCGGCGCCGCCAGUGAGGCUGCGCUGCGGCUGCGGGGCCGGAUGGCCGAACCGCCCGCCCCGCUCACUCGGGCGGCGGCCGGCGGCGGGCGAGCAGACGGGGCGAGCCCUCCGUGCCGGGAGAGCCAGCCCUGCGGCGGGCAGCGGGCGCCAUGGUCUCAUGGAUCAUCUCCAGGCUAGUGGUGCUUAUAUUUGGCACUCUUUACCCCGCAUAUUAUUCUUACAAAGCCGUGAAAUCAAAGGACAUCAAAGAAUAUGUCAAAUGGAUGAUGUACUGGAUCAUAUUUGCGCUCUUCACGACAGCAGAGACGUUCACGGAUAUCUUUCUUUGCUGGUUUCCGUUCUACUAUGAACUCAAAAUAGCUUUUGUAGCUUGGCUCCUGUCUCCAUACACAAAAGGCUCCAGCCUCCUGUACCGGAAAUUUGUCCAUCCAACGCUGUCUUCAAAAGAAAAGGAGAUCGAUGACUGCCUCGUCCAGGCAAAAGACCGGAGCUACGACGCCCUUGUUCACUUUGGGAAGCGGGGGCUGAACGUCGCAGCCACGGCAGCUGUCAUGGCAGCUUCAAAGGUCUCUCAGCUACUUCAUUUACACUUGUAUUUGGACCAGAGAAAAGGGCAGGGACAGGGGGCUCUGUCUGAGAGACUAAGGAGCUUUAGCAUGCAGGAUCUCUCGACGAUUCGUGGAGACAGCAGCAGCACUGUUCCUCCUUCGGUCACUGUACGAACAAGUAGCAAACAGAGCCAGCCAAAAACAUCCAGAAGUGCAUCGGAAGGCACUGGAAGCUCAGGUGUGGACAAUAAAUAUGAAAAGCCACCUGAGGCGAACUGUGAAACAAAAGACUCUGUGUUCUCAGAUGAUGAAGAGAACGAUUCAUUGGAUUGUGCAUCCAUGAACAAAAGGCCCAAAAAGAAGGAUCAACCCCUUGAGGCACCGCCUAGGACCCUUAGACCUCGCUUCAGGAAGAAAAGUACCUCGUCCUCUGCCACUGAAACAAUGUGAGUGCAAUGAGCCAAUAGCACCAAGAUCCACAGAAUGUCUCUCUUCUGCCUUAAAGAGCUACUCGUUAAUAAUGUAGGAAGCAGCAGUGGGAUGGAUGUGCUUUGACGUACAGCAUUGUAGACAUGGCCUUUCUCUCUCCUCUCUCUGUGUCCUUCUGUUACACGCUUCUCGCGUUUGUCCAUGACGUGGGUAGCACAGUCUGGCAGAACCCUGCAGGUAAAAGCCCUUGUUUCGUUUGCAGAGUGUACGCCCACUCACGCUGGUCCUGUAAGGCUGUACAUGUACAAUUCUCAUUUGUGUCUGCAUAGCUCUAGCUCUGUGAAUGCACAGCGGAAACAAAAAUAAUCAUUUACUCAUGAUGAUACAUUGACAGUGUAUUUAUUUAUGGCUUUAUCAUUAAUGAAAUGGAUUUGCGGAAGUCACGGAUUUCUCUUUCCUCCCUUCCUCCUCAAGACUGGGAAUGAUGUAGCAAACGUCAAAGUACUUCGACUGUACAAAAUGGCCAAGAUUCAUUAGCAGAAGCUGAGCUGCAACUCUGUAUCUCUUUCUGCAAGUAAAUUAUGUGUAUUCUGAGAAGAUCGCUGUGCUAAAACCAUAGAGAGAGAACCACUUACAGAGGACGAGGAAGAGACAUGCAAGAGGAAAUAAAUGGUUUCAGCAACAUAAUGAAGGGGGAGUCUUAAUUUUGAUCAGCCUGAGCCAGGAGAGUAUUGUGUGGAAAACAGUGGUGGCUAGAACUAGAUCGUAUCGCUUGUGGCAAAUGUUCUGCUGCUGGUUUUAAAGUGUGAGCAAGCCAGGCUUGUACUAGCUGCAGCGACAGAAGUUAGCAUCACCUCAGUGACGUGCUUCCAGGGGAAAGCUCACCUUUCUCCCCUGCCUGCAACAGCGUUGGUCCCAGCGCUCUGCUUUCCUGGUGAGGUGCUGCUGUUUUACUUGCAGGAGCAGAGCAGAGCGCUGGGUCUGAGCUGCUUUCCGAAGCCUGGAGUUUUGCCUGUAGCACGGGGUUUGGUUAGAACCACAAGAACCAGAUGGAGUGGUGUGUUUGUAUCCAUAUAUAAAUGAGAAAUAUAAAAGAAGAGGAAGACAUGGUAGGGAUUGUGUAUUUGUGCUUCAAGUUGGUGUCUCUUGUAAGUGUUGAGCAUGUGAGAUUCACACCUAAGUUAAUUACGUGGCCCUUUGUGUUUGUUCUUGGACCCGUCACAUAGACUAGAAAAACAUGUAGUGUUAUGUAGAACGUGCCCUCACUAAUGGAUCAGUACACGGGCUUGACGAUGAACAGUACUGUUAAUCUAGUUCAGGUGCAGCAGUCCAGGAUGCCAACAGCUGGCUGGAGUGUAUCAGGCUCGGAGAUAAAUCUGAAGCGACCUUUGAAACCUUUUCUCUGCCGGGUACGCAUCGAUAUCCCUGCUGUCCCUGGCUGACGGAUCCCUGAGGUUUCCUCCAGAGCUUCCUACAUAUGUGGGGAAGAGAGAAAUAAAUUAUGCGGACGCACAAAUGUCUAUCUGACGUAGCUAGGAAGUGGAAAAAGGCAAGCAGGUAUUUCCGGUGUCUGCCACAGUAUUUGGCCUCAUUACCUGAGAGUUUUAUUUCCUUUACAUGUGCUAAUUCAAUCACAUUUUGCAAUGGGUGAGAAGGAAAAAGCCCCAACAAACCUGCCUAAAGAGCUGUUACAGAAGAGUCAGUCCUUGGAAGAUACUCAGCAAAAGCUUUGAUGAGCUAAGCUUGUGUGUUUUAUUUUUAAGCAGCUUUAGAGUUUAUUUGAUUUCUUUUGGCAAACAUUAAAAAGAAAUAGAAAAACUGCCUGCAGUGUUAGUAGAAAAUAAAAUCCUGUUGCAAGCAAGCUGUUUCCCUGCUAUGCAACGGGCUGCCGUAAGAUGAAAAAGAAGCUGACAAGUUUGCACUCAAUUAUGCCAAAAACCCCCCAACAACAUAGAGCUACACAACAUCUGACAAAUUCUAUUCUCAGACACGCUGUAUUACCAUUGCUUCUCACUAAAAUUAUUAAAUGUGCGUCUGAUCUGCUGUUUUACUGUAAACUUGACUGUUUAGCAUUUCUUAAGUGCUGAGGUGAAAUUGUCGACAAGGGAGUUGCCUUAUAUCUCUCAAAACAUUCACUGUAAAAAGGAGAAAAAAUAAACCUUUUCAUAUCUCUGGCAAAAAUGUAUUAAUUUAUCAACUGAGCUGUAUAUUUGUGAAUAGAUAGACAAGAAAUGUGAAUGCCUAACCACGUACACUUAGUGCUGUAGUGUUCUGUGUACAGAAGAGAACGGUCAUUUGCUUUUGACUCCGCACCUUCCACACACAGGUUGUUUACAGGUGUUGCCCCAAGUCUGUCAUUUCACUCUUUGGCUACUUGCAUUCACCAGACGUGAAGUCUCUCGCAGAUUUUCUCCUGAGCCUCUGCCAAGGCACAAGCGCGAAGCAGCGAGUCGCCUCCCUGCGCUGAUGCUGACCCCUCCCGGCAAACCCGAGCCUGCAGGACUUGAGCAGAGAGGGUGGAUGGAUGGUGGCUCUUAGGCGACUGCUCAUGGCGGGCAAUUCUCAGCUUCCUCCCAGCUCAGGCUCUGAGGGUGCAAGCCGGCUAACCGCUUGCAGAUUACUCCUCCUAAAAGCAAGCAAUCUUUCAGGGGACGGUUUAAACGGCUUAAGUGAGAAAAGCCUGGUUAUAGGGGCCUUUCAGGCAGCUGGCCUCCACAGUCAGCCCAGUAGGCCAGGGAGGCACCUCCUGACUUCUCAGAGAUGGCCUGGAGAGUGUAACCCUGAAAGGAACAGGCCAGCGCUAGAAAAUACAGCCCGUGACCAGCACGAGGCUCAAGUGAAACGUGCAUUGCCGUGAGCAAAUAAAAUCGAGGCUGAGGGGAAGGGAACUGCAGCUGAAGAUGGUCCAUGGUAAGUGGGACCGUGAAUUACCUCACCCACUUACCAUAAAUUCACCUCAGUUAUGAAGAGAAUAAGCUUGAUCAGGUCACACCUCCUCUUGUCGCAGGGGCCAGCGUCAGUGCAGUUACAGCCAUCGCCAAGCGCUGAAUCAGGAUCACGGCAAAUAUAGACAAGACAGACCUCGUGUGUAUCACCGUCACCUUGGAACGAAUCGCACGCUAAUCUAAAUUGUGUAAGUAAGUGCACACCCAGCACAGAAGGAAAGGAGAAUUGGGUUAUUUACUCCUACUGAGAGGGAGAAAGCUGCUUGGAGAGAUACGAUGCUCCUUAGCCUCAUGUAAACAACCUGCUGCCUCUGACUGCUCUCUGAAGUGUUCGCGUGUAGUGACGAAACCCUCGUACUUGUGACCGAAUGCUCGUUAAUCACAGCCUCCUUUUUGCUGUUUGUUUUGGGUACCCAUUUUGCAUCUAGCACCGUAUUUGAAAUAGCAGAGAACACCACGUUGGGAUUUGCGUUUAGACAAACUAUUUAAGGAUCGUAACCGUGCCCUUCAUGUGAUCUCUUUCCUGUGAUCGAUAGAAAAGAGCUGUGAUGAAACGGCACACUUAAUGCCUCACAAGAAUGGCCGUUACAACACUAUUCCAAAGGCCGAUGUUUUGCUGGUUUUGUUAUACUGCUUGAUAUACAUCUUGAAUAAAGUCUUAAUCUUUUCUUUAAAAAAAAAAAAGAAAAAAAAAAAGAAGAAAACAUCUUUAGUCCAUUCAGUGUAUCUGGCAGGCCAGAAUAAUUACUUUGAUCACUGUAUUAUUUUUAUCUCAAUUCUGGCUGACUGUACAUAGAUGUAUUCACUAAGUGCUGCAUGUCCUUCAUAACGUCUUUCUGUAUUAUGAACUGGAAAAAAAAUACAGCUACUGAACACUCUG
This is a messenger RNA of Phalacrocorax carbo (great cormorant), 4810 nucleotides long. The record is from RefSeq and is a predicted model, not a curated record. NCBI's taxonomy places the organism in Eukaryota, Metazoa, Chordata, Aves, Suliformes, Phalacrocoracidae.